GACCGUUAUGAGAGGGCCACGGUGCACAGUCGAGCGGCUGGAUCAGCCGAGCGCCUAUUUUAAUAAUAGGAACAAGCGCCGGCGAUUCGACAAGGACCAGCGCGAUGGCGACGAUGAUAUUAACAUGCAGAACGACCAACCUGAGGAGGAUCCACUGAAAGAUGCGACCACUCUCUACGUUGGGAAUCUGUCCUUCUACACCACCGAAGAGCAAGUGUAUGAGCUCUUCUCCAAAUGCGGCGAAAUCAAGCGCCUGGUCAUGGGCCUCGACCGGUUUACCAAAACACCGUGCGGCUUCUGCUUCGUCGAGUACUACACCCACCAGGACGCGCUCGACUGUAUGAAGUACAUUGGCGGGACCAAGCUGGACGAACGCAUCAUUAGGACAGACCUUGACCCCGGUUUCACGGAGGGUCGCCAGUACGGCCGUGGAAAGUCUGGAGGGCAGGUCCGCGACGAAUACCGCGAGGACUACGAUGAGGGCCGUGGCGGCAUUGGACGGGCGCUUCAGGCGCGGAUGAGGGCGGGGUCUAGGGACAGGGCGGGUUCUAGGGACUAUGACGAUGAUUACGGGCGCGGAAAAUAGACUCGCCUGUCCACACGUCGACGGCAUGUUUUACGGUCUCUCAAGUGAAGUAACGCAAUACCCCGGGAAUCACAACGGCGUUAUUGGGCGGGUUGUCGUCAUGUUGACCGCCCACUUCACGAUCCAGAGGUGGGCUUCGUGUUUGACCCGGGUAUAUCGUCCAUGCCGCCCACAUCUCUGGGAUCCAAGAACAAUUUGCAGCCACCACAACGCCAUUGAUUCAGUUGGUAUAGUACAAGGGAUAUACACGCCCCGAACCAUCGCUCGUCGUUGUUUAGUAACCGGGAGGGUUGAUUCGUUGCGAUACACGCGUCCACUUUGGAAGUU
Parathielavia appendiculata is the source of this 913-nucleotide messenger RNA. RefSeq names its product RNA-binding domain-containing protein. The transcript is spliced from 3 exons. The record is from RefSeq and is a predicted model, not a curated record. Gene Ontology annotation, cellular component: nuclear cap binding complex. NCBI's taxonomy places the organism in Eukaryota, Fungi, Ascomycota, Sordariomycetes, Sordariales, Chaetomiaceae. Bases 8 to 586 code for a protein of 192 amino acids. Gene Ontology annotation, biological process: mRNA cis splicing, via spliceosome. Gene Ontology annotation, molecular function: RNA cap binding.